AUGACUGGUCACGACGGCUCGAAGGUCGUCCGCGUGUGCCUGACGCGCUGUCCGCUGCCGUCAGCAGACGGACGUGUGCACUCGUUGCCGUGUCGUAUUCAUCAUGACGGUGCAGCAGCUGUCGCGACGUUUUUUUGCCCAAGGAACCAAAGGGACGACCGUAGCGAUGGUACAGACGAAGACUGUCUGGAAGUAGAGAUGCGGGAGGAGAAUCAAGUGGAUGGAGAAGCGGAUAGCAACGGUCAAGUUGCUGUUGGUGGGACUCCGUUGAUGACGGCCGAGUUUCGCGGUGUCCAAUUGCAGGGUCAGAAGCUUUUGUUAGCACCCUUGGGCUUGACAGGCCUUGUGCUGGGUGACAGUGGUAUGCGACAUGAAGAUGACGAAGGCCGGAUCUGGGAAGUAGAAGAUCAUUUCGACGAGCUCACGUGGUGGGACGUACCGCACAACACGACUCGAGAGACGCAUCAACUUCCGUUGGUGCUGCAUCAGUGGCACGAUCUCUCGGCUGCGAUCCAUGGCGCAUAG
Molecule: messenger RNA, 525 nt
Organism: Peronospora matthiolae
Lineage: Eukaryota; Oomycota; Peronosporomycetes; Peronosporales; Peronosporaceae
Source: the annotation of a GenBank genome assembly